GUUCAUUUAUUAUUGCUGAUCAUGAAUUCGAAUGGAUAAUGCAAUAUUCCGAUCAAAAUAUACCAAAUCAAUCAAUCCUUGUACUAGAUGUUAAUUGUUUUGGGCUGACAAUCGAUAAAGACGGUGGAGACAAGGAACAAAAGAAGGAUCUGUCGUUGCAGAUUAUGGCGCCGGACGAUGGUUCCUGAAGCAGGAUUCCAUGAAAUAUCCAGAAUACUACAGAACCGGCCGUUUCUAUGGGUGUAUCUACUUUGGUCACACCUACACCCACACCCAAUUAAAUCAAAUGAGCUGUCCAAUUUAUCUAGCAUUUGACAAUGAAGGGAAUCUUUACGUUGAUGGUUAUGGCGCUCAUCGGAUAUUAAAAUAUGAAAAACUUUGAACUGACACAUGAUGUUUUUGAUGUUAUCAUUUUGUUUUUUUGAUUGUUUCAAUUAAAUAAAUAUGUUCAUCAAAGUAUUCCUCAUUUAGCUUCAUCUAUCUGUCAUUUAUUUGCUCGAGUCUUAGCAAAGGAACACUCAGACGUUAAUUCUUCAAUAUUUCUAAAUUAGAUUUUUUAUUUUAUUAGAUUAAAGAUGCAAAUGCAUCUACUACUGCAUCAGAAUUUCUUGAAGAAAUAAAAAAUGCUGAAGGUGAUGAAGCUAAAACAAUUACAUUAGAAUGUGAAGUUAUUGGAAUACCUAAACAGGAUGUUGAAUGGUUUAUUUCUUUUUUUUCGUUAAUUAGUACUAAAGAAAUCUCUCAAGGUGCUAAACAUACUAUAACACGUGGUGGUGAUAAAUGUAUUUUGUUUAUUAAUAAUCCUACACCAGAUGAUAUUGACGAAUACAGUAUUAAAGCACGUAAUCAACGUGGUUCAAGAAUGUGUCGUUGUAAUGUUAAUAUUCGAUAUGAAUCAAUUGUUAUUAAAAUUCCUUAUACUGGUAGUCCAUUACCUAAUGUAAUGUUAUCAGACGAUGAAAAUAAUAUAACAAAAAAUAAAAAUGUUUCAAUUGAUGGUAGUGAUCGCUUUAUUACAUUAACUAUUCAAAAUGGAGAUAAAAAUACAACUGGACCAUAUAAAAUUAAAUUAGAAAAUAAUUUAAGUGAAGAUGAAGUUACAUUAAGUAUUCAUGUAUCAGAAGUACCUGGUAUCCCACAGAAUUGUCUACCAGAAGAUGAUUGUGGUAGUUAUAUAACAAAUCAGAUUAUUAGAAAACUUGGUCCUGACAGUGGAAAAUGGAUUAAAGCAGCAGCAAGUCGAUUUCCUCGUUGUACUAUUGAAAACUUAUUAUAA
This is a messenger RNA of Adineta steineri, 1276 nucleotides long. NCBI's taxonomy places the organism in Eukaryota, Metazoa, Rotifera, Eurotatoria, Adinetida, Adinetidae. The record is from the annotation of a GenBank genome assembly.